Molecule: messenger RNA, 906 nt
Organism: Seminavis robusta
Lineage: Eukaryota; Bacillariophyta; Bacillariophyceae; Naviculales; Naviculaceae
Source: the annotation of a GenBank genome assembly
AUGGAUAGCCUCUUAAAGCGAGCAGAGGAAGAAGCCACACAGCAGUACCAAGAUGCAGAAUCUGAUGCCAUGAAAGCUCAAGUAGAAGGCACAAUUGAAGCCAAGUCAGAGGAAGAUGGAGAAACAGCAAAAUUCACAGAGAUCGGGUCGGAAGAAGCUGGUCUGGCAACGGCGGAGCAUCUACAAGAAGAAUCUCAAUCAGAAGACCUCCAAAAAACAUACAAGACCACUACCAAUCAAAUCAAUGAAACGGCCAAAACUGAGAAGGUGGCAAAAACAACACAAAAAGAGGCAACAGAAAGAGAAAGAGUGCCUCUAGGAAAUACCAACCAAAAAGGAGACAGGAUCCAGCAAACCACAGUACUAUGUCAGACAAGCGGGCCGUCACCACGGUCUACAAAGGACAACCCUGUCGAACAGGUCAACAGAGCCCGUCCCGUUGGCAAAGAAAAUACGCUGGAAGAGACCGCAGGCGUGCCUACCAAAGGGUUGCGAAGAAACACAGGGCCGGCAGCAGUAGGGGCACACCAUGUAAAACCAAGUGCCGCCGUGGUUGGUGCGCAGGCCCACGGAAAUACAACACAAGAGACCACAGGUAUGGCUGCCAAAGGGUUACGAAGAAACACAGGGACAACAGCUGCAGAGGCACAUUACGUAAAACCGAGUGCCGCUGUGGUUGGUGCUCAUGCCCAAGAACACACGCUGGAAGUGGCCACAGGUAUGCCUGCCAAAGGGUUACGAAGAAACACAGGGACGACAGCUGCAAGGGCACAUCAUGUACCAAGUGCCACCGUGGUUGGUGCUCAUGCCCAAGAAAAUACGCUGGAAGUGACCACAGCGGCAACAAGUCAUGGUGCCCGGUGCCUACCCGAUGGCAGGGACGGGAAUGUCCAACUUAACUAUUAA